Toxorhynchites rutilus septentrionalis is the source of this 1397-nucleotide messenger RNA. It is a transcript of the gene Clp, whose product is annotated as cleavage and polyadenylation specificity factor subunit 4. The transcript has 5 exons. The record is from RefSeq and is a predicted model, not a curated record. Gene Ontology annotation, molecular function: zinc ion binding; RNA binding. Bases 1 to 942 code for a protein of 313 amino acids. NCBI's taxonomy places the organism in Eukaryota, Metazoa, Arthropoda, Insecta, Diptera, Culicidae.
AUGAUGAAGGAAAACUGUCCCAUUGUCAAGUGUUCGUUGAAAACAGCAAUAACAAAAGAUUCGUUAGCAAUGGAUUUCCUAGUUGCGAAUGUGGAAAAUAUGAUAUUCAAAAUAGAAAAAGAUUUAAACGAGCAGUAUGGAGCAUUGCCGCUACCUUUUCCGGGCAUGGAUAAAUCAACGGCAGCCGUCUGUUUAUUCUUUAAUGGAAUAGACGGUAUAGAAUGCGAUAAAGGAGCUGGCUGCCCAUUUCGUCAUAUUCGCGGAGAUAGGACGAUCGUAUGUAAACAUUGGUUGCGAGGUCUGUGCAAGAAAGGCGACCAAUGCGAGUUUUUACAUGAAUAUGACAUGACAAAAAUGCCUGAGUGUUAUUUUUACUCAAGAUUCAAUGCGUGUCAUAAUAAGGAAUGUCCCUUCCUGCACAUUGAUCCGGAAAGCAAAAUAAAGGAUUGUCCUUGGUAUGAUCGCGGUUUCUGCCGCCAUGGACCAAACUGUAGGCACCGACACGUUCGAAGGGUGCUUUGCAAUUAUUAUGUAGCUGGUUUUUGUCCGGAUGGACCAACGUGCAAAUUUAUGCAUCCUAGAUUUGAGCUACCUCCGCCACCUGAAAUUAAAGAUCAAUUAUCUAAACGACCACCAACAUGUCAUUACUGUGGUGAGCUGGGUCACAAAGCAUGCUAUUGUCCAAAAAUGCCACAAGAGCAACGCGAAGCGACUCUGCGAAUAGAAGAAGCAAGAUAUCGAACUCUAGGUUAUUUCAAACAUCGUUCGAAUCAGGAAAACCCGAAUCAGAAUUCAGAAGAAGCGAAUCCUUUGCCACAAAAGCCACCCCCACGACCGUUAGAAGAAAUUACGUGCUUCAAGUGUGGUAACAAAGGACAUUACGCUAACAAAUGUACCAAAGGACACCUCGCAUUUUUGUCCAAUAACGCAGUUCGCAAAUAAUAUUUUUUUCCUUACAAAAAACAAUUUGACUUGCAUUUUUCUAUAUCACAUACUUCAUUGUGAAAGUUUGUUUAAGCUUUUCGGUACGAAUGAACAUUGUGUCGUAGAUUUUUGCAUGAAAAUAGUAAAAGCCUAUAACCAAGAAAAACUAGCUCAGCAAAGGUAAUUUUUAGUAUGCGUUCCGAGCAACAAUACGAGGUAGAUAUUUGAGCAUUUGACCCAUUCCAUGAGGUUAUGCACCAGAGAACCAAAUUUAAAAUCUAGUUUCAGGAGAAAAUUUAAAACUUUAUUUGAAUAAUCACUAGUUAUAUCAAAAAUUAUUUUAAACGAAUAAGCACCAACCCUCGAGAGAGGCCAGUUUAAAAAAAACUACAUAAUUAUAUUCAAAAUAUUUUUUUUUUAGGUUUUCACUAUUUUUAUGUUUCUUAAGAUAUCUCUGCACUUGCUUCGCCAAA